AUGCCUUAUCCAACAUCCCCCUUCGAAGAAACCUUCAAUCAAAACCUCAUAACAGGCCUAAAAGACUCAAUUUCCUCAAUAAACCCCGAAGACACGUUAAAAUGGCUUUGCACUGCCCCAACACUGACCUCCUAUCGGGUAAACACUUCAAAAACUUCACAGGAAAAUGUUUACGCUGCAAUUCAAACAAAACUUUCCAAUAAAUUCGAUUCUUCAAAGCUAAAUGAAGAUAUUAUUUUAAUCAAACACAAUCCAGUUGACAAAGAAUUGGAAAAACAUCCAAAAGAAGUGAUAGUAGAUGUGGAUUGUGCCGCAGCAGUUCUACGUGGUGCCCACAUAUACGCGCCAGGAGUUUUAGGCAUGACACCCUCAAAUAAAGGCGAUAGAGUGAGUAUUUACGCAGACCUAAACAAAAAAUGCCUUAGAGGCCUAAUAAAACCAUUUACAAACCUUAAACUAUUUAUUGCUAACGGCAUAGUCCAACAAAACAGGCAAGAAAUUUUCCAAUCCACACCCAAAGGCCUUGCAAUAGAAAUUAGCGAAACAAUAUCUGGUUGUCCUAUAUUGCCAGAUAAUUUUUUACCCAAUGGUUGGGCCUUGUUACAAAACAUCCCUUCGAUUUUUUGUGUCAAAGCACUCAAUCCACAACCCAAUGAAGUUGUUUUGGACAUGUGCGCAGCUCCGGGCAAUAAAACCACUCAUAUAGCCGCCUUAAUGCAAAAUCAGGGCUUACUUAUUGCAUUGGAUAAAACACCAAAUAAAGUGAAGCAAUUGAUGAAAACUUGCGAGGAUUUUGGGGCCAAGGCUUUAGUGUUUCAAGCCAACUCUUGCCAUAUUGUCAGUAGUAGUGAUUUGCAGGCAAUUGAAAAUGGGCCUCCGUUUGCACCAAAAACUUUCGAUAGGAUUUUAUUGGAUGCUCCUUGUAGUGUCUUAGGCAAACGGCCUCAAUUUACUAAUAAAACCUCAGAAAAAAUCAUAAAAUCCUUUAUUCCCUUGCAAAGAAAACUCUUCACAAAUGCCGUAGCAUUGCUAAAGCCACAAGGAACGUUGGUUUACAGCACUUGUACUAUAACGCUGGCUGAAAAUGAGGGUCUUGUCGCGUGGGCCUUGAGGAGUUUCCAGGAUUUGAGUUUGGUGGGAUCUGGAGGGGAUAAUCCUGGAUGGCCGGGAGCUGGUUUAACUGAGGAACAAAGGAAUAUGGUGCAAAGAUUUGGACCCGGACAGACGUACGAUAGUGUUGGAUUUUUUGUUGCUUGUUUUGUUAAAAAUAAAUGA
Ceutorhynchus assimilis (cabbage seed weevil) is the source of this 1275-nucleotide messenger RNA. Lineage: Eukaryota; Metazoa; Arthropoda; Insecta; Coleoptera; Curculionidae. The record is from the annotation of a GenBank genome assembly.